AUGGCUUAUGAAGAUCAGUGUCGGCACAGUUUGAAGCCAAAAUACGAUUGUCUUCUCUUUGAUGUUGAUGAUACGCUUUAUCCUCCAAGUUCUGGCUUAUCAGAGGAAGUCGCCAAGAAUAUUCACGAAUACAUGGUUCAGAAGAUUGGCAUAGAAGAAACUGAAGUCUCUCAAAUGAAUAGUGUUCUGUACAGGAGUUAUGGAACAUCCAUGGCAGGUCUCAAGGCUAUUGGCUACGAUUUUGAUAACGAUGACUAUCACGGAUCUGUUCAUGGGAGAUUGCCUUAUGAGAGGCUAAAACCUGACCAUGUUCUAAGAAGUCUUUUGCUUAGCUUGCCAAUUCGUAAAGUUAUAUUCUCAAAUGCGGAUAAAGCCCAUGUAGCUAAGGUUCUGAGCAGGCUUGGAUUGGAAGACUGCUUUGAAGGGGUUAUUUGCUUUGAAACUCUUAAUCCCAAUAAUUACCAAGCCAUUAAUACUCCUGAUGAAAUUGGAGCUUCGAUUCCAAGUUAUACAUCCAAAAGCGAAAUUCUUGAUAUCAUUAACCUUCAUGGUCAAUCUAAUGCUGUUUCAGUACUUCCAAAAACUCCAGUAGUCUGCAAACCGUUUGAAGAUGCAUUCCAGCAGGCCUUUAAGUUGGCUAACAUCGAUCCUCAAAGAACAGUAUUCUUUGAUGACAGCGUUCGAAAUAUACAGACCGGGAAGCUAAUGGGUCUCCACACUGUACUGGUGGGCAAAGCCAACAGAACAAAUGGUGCUGAUUAUGCGCUGGAGAGCAUCCAUAACAUGAAGGAAGCAUUGUCGGUCCUAUGGGAAGCAAAUGGUGAUAAGUCAGAAGCCAUAAGCUUUACAGGAAAGGUUGCCAUUGAGACAACUGUCACUGCCUAA
Molecule: messenger RNA, 885 nt
Organism: Dovyalis caffra
Lineage: Eukaryota; Viridiplantae; Streptophyta; Magnoliopsida; Malpighiales; Salicaceae
Source: the annotation of a GenBank genome assembly